Messenger RNA from Trichophyton verrucosum HKI 0517, 687 nucleotides. RefSeq lists its product as uncharacterized. Lineage: Eukaryota; Fungi; Ascomycota; Eurotiomycetes; Onygenales; Arthrodermataceae. Bases 1 to 687 code for a protein of 228 amino acids. The record is from RefSeq and is a predicted model, not a curated record. The transcript has 2 exons.
AUGGCUGUUUCACAAACCACAUCGAAACCCGUGAAAGAGACGCUUGGUAAAUACUUCGAUGAGCCUGGGACGGAUGGCACCCUUCGCCAUUAUGAUAGCAGGUUUUUUAAGGGGGUUGUAGAGCCUGCAGAUCGAGUGGAGAGCUUGACGGAUAUGAUUCGAGCAUAUCUGCAAUUUUUCCAGGAGAACAGUUUGGAGACCUGGAUAGCCCACGGCACACUCCUAGGUUGGUGGUGGAAUGGAAAGAUACUUCCAUGGGACUGGGACUUAGAUACACAGGUCAGCUCUAAUACCCUUAUAUAUCUCGGUGAAUACCUGAAUCAAACGGUCUAUAAUUACACUGGUAGCAAGCCAGGCAGCAGGAGGAAACGUCAGUAUCUGCUAGAUGUCAACCCGGCUUCACAAGACCGACACCGUGGAGACGGCCAGAAUGUCAUCGACGCUCGAUGGACCGAUAUUUCCAAUGGUAUCUACACUGAUAUCACAGGAAUCAGUGAGCUUAACUAUGAUACUGAGCCAGGAGUGUUGAGCGACAAAAAUUUCCACCGGUACCAAGAGGCGGACAUUUAUCCUUUGCGCCAAAGCAUUUGUGAAGGGGUGCCUGCAAGCAUUCCAUUUAAUUAUAUCGGUAUUCUGGCAGCAGAAUAUGGCAAUGCUUCUCUCUGGAGAAUCAUAUAUGAGAAGUAA